Molecule: messenger RNA, 816 nt
Organism: Raphanus sativus (radish)
Lineage: Eukaryota; Viridiplantae; Streptophyta; Magnoliopsida; Brassicales; Brassicaceae
Exons: 1
Coding region: 1-816 (271 amino acids)
Molecular function (GO): zinc ion binding; nucleic acid binding
Source: RefSeq, a predicted model, not a curated record
AUGGGUAUGGAGCAUUUUGUAGGAACAGUGGAUCCUACAGCCGCUUAUGAUUGGAAGCUGAGUCUACAACGAAAGUUGGAGAAUAUUGACUGUCCCUCAGAGUUUAAGUUUAGAUUGGCUAUGCAGUACUUGCGUGGAGAUGCAUUGGUAUGGUGGGAGGGAGUGCGAUUGAACCGUGGGCCUGACAUUCUCACUUUUGCAGAAUUUUUUGAGGAGUUUGAUAGGAAGUAUUUUCCAAAGGAAGCUAUGGAUAGAAAGAAGAGGGACUUCGAGCAUGUGAGCCAGGGUGACUUGUCGAUCAAGCAGUAUGAGGUUAAGUUCAACCAGCUUCGCAGGUUUGUUGGAGGUGGUAUUCCUAAAGAGGAGUUGAUCAGGAAGUUUUUGGAUGGGAUGCGUUUGGAGAUUCGCAACAGGUGUGUUGUCGUCACUUACUAUAGAUUGGGAGACUUGGUGGAGAAAGCAGAUGAACAGGAAGCAUGUUGGAUAGAGGAGCAAAAACUUCACAAAUCAGUUCAGACCAAGUCUGGAAAGACUACAGAGUCUCAGAAGAAGACAUGGGACCAGCAAGAGACACCGAGUUGUGCUCGUUGUCAUCGUCAUCAUAAUGGAGAGUGCAUAAGGUGUCAUUCAUGUGGACGGACAGGCCACAUGUCGAGAAAUUGCCGGUUUAAACCAAUAAAUUCAGAUUUUGAGAGGCAGGUUGUUGCACAAGACAAGUCAUCUAAGGAUUGCUAUGGUUGUGGUCAGCCAGGUCAUAUGUUGAGGGAUUGCCCGACGAGGGAACAUGCAGAAGAUUUAUCGCCGCCUAAGCGCUAA